UCCUGGCAUCCAUCCUGGCAUCCAUCCGGUCAAGGGCGAAUUCCCAGGCCAGGAGGCACUGAGUCGUAACAAGGAGGAUCUCAAAGGUCAGAAGGACAUCAGUUGGUUGGCACGAUGCCCGCCCACGGGUUGGGCAUUCACUGACAUGCUGGGCUCAUCGGCCUCCGCUCACGCCCAUUGGCUGCCCCUGGAACUCAUCUCGCGCAUUUUACGCCACGCCCCGCCGACCAGCCCCGCCGCUCUCUCGGGCUCCAUUGGCGCCGGUUCGUCCAGCUCGAUCUGGGUUUCGCCCGAAAGCGUGUGGCGUUUAUCCCGCUGUUUGGGCCUGAGCGCCCAUUUUCAUUUACGGCUCUUACAUCUCUUGGAUUUGGGCUUCAAGUGCCGCUUGCGGUUGCCCUUGUUCAUUUCGGCCGGAUUUGCCUUAGGCCAUCUAGCGGCCAAUUACGUGCCACGGGUUGAGUUUAAUCUCCAAUUGGAGGAGCUGACGGACGACGAAGCCGAACCGGGCGAGGACGACGACCUCGACCCCAUUCACCCCGACCCGUUGGACGGCCGAUUGGUAGAAGACGAAUUUGCCGUGGAGUAUGAGCCCCACGACGGCUAAAUGAGCUGGGUCAUGCGCACCAGCCCGACCCAGAGCCUCCUCCUGACCUUGUUUGAUAUCGCCUUCCGUUCACGCGUGGGAUUGCCUUUGUUGAUCUCGGCCGGCUUUAUGCUCUUUGGCCUUCAUUUGCGGCUCGAGGUGGAGAUUGAAGCUCACGCCCACUACCAGCCGGACGACGAUUUGCCCGAAAUCGAAGUCGAACGUCGAGCUCGUCGGGAUUCGAGUUAAGAAAACGAUCUAGGUCGACAUGUUCUUGGAGUUGUGGUUAGUGUUUGUGGCUUAUUUGUUCAUUCACUUGCUUAUUACGCAUACGUAAUUCCCAACCAUGGACAAAUACGGUUCGCCCAAGCAUUCACCCCACGGGUCCUUAUCGCCGAACGUGGGCGGGAUAGGCGUUAAUAAUGCGACCGAUCCGGCUGGUCUCAAAGUGACCAUCUCAUUGAAACACAAGACGCCCUUUUAUUUGAUGAGGCCCGAGCCUAUCCCCACCAAUGAAACCACCGGCGCCACCAAUCUAAUGGUGGCCAGUGGUUUAGAACACUCCUACAUGAAGCUCACGACCAAAAAGAUGAAAGAUUCUUUAUCUUCCUUUCUUCCCAAUAUGCCCGGUGUGAUCGAUACCCCCGGCAGUCAGGAUAACAGCUCUCUUCGGGGUGUCAUCGAAAAGCCUCCUGUUUGCGGCAAAGAACUCCACCCACUCAACCAGCUCCAAUUAGCCGGCUUCCGUCUCCAUCCAGGACCGUUACCUGAACAGUACCGCGGGUUAACCCAAAUGCAGGCGCGAAAGAAGCACAAGCACAAGAAGCAUAAACACAACCGAAACAAUGGGGUAGGGGGCGAAGCCACGCCCGUUGGGCCAGAAGAGUCCAAAGGCAACGAAGAAGAACGCGAAAAGAAGCGUGAAAAGAAACACAAGAAGCAUGAAAAAGAUGCUGAGGAACGGAAGAAAAAGAAGAAAGAAAAAAAGAAAAAACGGAGCAAAGAGGAUAAGGACGGUUAAUCUGCAGUUCUCUGAUUUACUCUUUCAAUCUACCUAGUAAGUAAAAUCCCCCAAGAACGAAAUAAAUAUUGUCAACGUGAUCGUGAACCUCAA
Molecule: messenger RNA, 1697 nt
Organism: Tigriopus californicus
Lineage: Eukaryota; Metazoa; Arthropoda; Copepoda; Harpacticoida; Harpacticidae
Product: mediator of RNA polymerase II transcription subunit 19-like
Exons: 3
Coding region: 930-1604 (224 amino acids)
Biological process (GO): positive regulation of transcription by RNA polymerase II
Cellular component (GO): mediator complex
Molecular function (GO): transcription coregulator activity; transcription factor binding
Source: RefSeq, a predicted model, not a curated record